CUAAAAAUAUAAAGGUUUAGUUCGAUUUUAAUUAAGUAGCUUUGUCACUUAUUGUUCCAUCACAGAAAGUUCAGUCUAGAUGACCUUCUGCAAAAGAUGAUGCUUCUACAAAGAGAACAUGAAGAAAGAUUUCAAGACAAGGGUGGACAGAGUGAUGAGUGUGUAUGUGCCCACUGGCCUGGCUGCCUUUCCUGAUGAGCUGCUCCACUGCCCUAGGGCCUGGGCUGGCUCACGGUUUACAGAUGUGCGUUCUUUCACCUACAUGCCCCGAGGGGGACACUUUGCUGCCUUUGAAGAACCUCAGCUGAUGGCUCAAGACAUCUUUCAGUUUGUGGAGAAAGUGGAGAGCAAAGACCACAAAUAACAGCAGUAUAUUAAGAAAAUAAUGCACUGCUCUUAUCAUUUCUGUUUAGUGUCAUUAGUGCAUUUAA
Sinocyclocheilus anshuiensis is the source of this 431-nucleotide messenger RNA. Its product is annotated as epoxide hydrolase 1-like. NCBI's taxonomy places the organism in Eukaryota, Metazoa, Chordata, Actinopteri, Cypriniformes, Cyprinidae. Gene Ontology annotation, biological process: epoxide metabolic process; arachidonate metabolic process. The transcript is spliced from 2 exons. Gene Ontology annotation, molecular function: epoxide hydrolase activity. Bases 119 to 364 code for a protein of 81 amino acids. The record is from RefSeq and is a predicted model, not a curated record.